Messenger RNA from Thamnophis elegans (Western terrestrial garter snake), 1510 nucleotides. It is a transcript of the gene LAPTM4A, whose product is annotated as lysosomal protein transmembrane 4 alpha. The record is from RefSeq and is a predicted model, not a curated record. The coding region runs from base 140 to 829 and encodes 229 amino acids. The transcript is spliced from 7 exons. Lineage: Eukaryota; Metazoa; Chordata; Lepidosauria; Squamata; Natricidae. Gene Ontology annotation, cellular component: lysosomal membrane.
UGAUUGGUUAGAAUUUCUGUGAGACGUAGGCGCCGCCGCGGCCCUCGCGCUAACUGCAGAGGGGGGCGGGGGGAAUCGUCUCAGUCGGCGUUCCGUGUGAAGAGGAAGAGAACUCCUCGCCGCCGCCGCCAAUAGAACAAUGACGUUCAAGCGGAGCCGAGAUCGUUUUUACAGUACUCGCUGCUGUGGUUGUUGUCAUGUCCGCACCGGGACUAUCAUUUUGGGGACCUGGUAUAUGGUGGUGAAUUUGUUGAUGGGUAUUUUACUGACAGUUGAAGUGACUCAUCCCAAUACUGUGUCAUCUGUAGAUAUCCAGUAUGAGGUUAUUGGAAACUAUUAUUCCUCUGAGAGGGUUGCUGAAAAUGCCUGUGUUCUCUUUGCCAUCUGGCUCCUCAUGUUUACAAUCAGUGCUAUGUUGGUGUAUGGAGCAAUUACUUAUCGUGUCAGUUGGCUGAUUCCAUUCUUUUGUUAUCAACUCUUUGACUUUGUUCUCGGCUGUCUCAUGGCUAUAAGUUCCCUCACUUAUUUGCCAAGAAUAAAAGAGUACCUGGAUCAACUACCAGAAUUUCCGUACAAAGAUGACCUCUUUGCUCUUGAUUCAAGCUGUCUUCUGUUCAUUGUCCUAUUGUUCUUUGUUUGGAUCAUUAUUCUAAAGGCCUAUCUAAUUAAUUGUGUCUGGAACUGUUAUAAAUACAUUUGCAAUAGAAAUGUGCCUGAAAUAGCUGUUUAUCCAGCAUUUGAAGCACCCCCACAGUAUGUUUUGCCAUCUUAUGAAAUGUCAGUGAAAAUGCCAGAAAAGGAACCGCCACCUCCUUAUGUUCCUGCCUGAAGCAGCCAUGUUUCUAGCAAAAUAAUUGUAUAGCUUCAUUUUUUAUAUUGUAAGAUUGCUUAAAUAUUCAGGGUUUUAGGAGCAACCAUACAAAGUUAAGAGGCAUUUGAUAUAACCUUACUAAACACAACUCAUAAGGGAGUGAUUUUUUCCCCUUCUUGCUAGCUUUAAUUUUAUUGAUCUCCUUAAACCUCUUAUGUAAUUCUUGCUGUGGGGCUUUAUUUUGUAUUUCAGCUUCUGCAUACAACUCCAAUUCUAUGGAUUUGUAAUUUCAUUUUGUUUCAAGAAAUACAUUUAUUAAGUUAAGCAAGUUCUUGAUACUUUACAUUUAGGAAAUCAAGCAUCUUGCAAGUAUAGAUUAGUUCUGAAGAACAAUCAUCAAUGGCAAUAUUUUUUUUCUGUUUUUUUUUAGUGUGGGAAAAUUAGUUCCAAUGUGGUGCACUGUUGCAUAUAUAUGUAUUUACCUGAAACUUUUUGUGUUACAUUAGUUUUUACUGUGUUAUCCCUAUGCCUUGAAACAAUAUUUUUUAAAGCCUGAAGUUGGAAUUAAUAGUUUGACACUUUUUGUCAUAUGGUAUGAAUGCCAGAAAAGGACACUACUUUUGUCUUGCUUGCUUCAAAUCUGUAUGUAUUUUCAUCUUUGUUUAUAAAUGAUGCUUUAAUAAAUCUUUAAGAAAAUAA